GUAUCUAUAUAUUCUUAUCUCAUUAUUCCAUUUUCCCCAUAGAAUUCUCUUUAUCUUCAGCAAAUUCUACAGCCCUUUAAUUUCUUAUACUGUUAGCUUGGUUAUAACUUCUGAAAAUGGAGUUUGAUAGCAGCUUAGAAGGCAUGUUCUUGAAGAUUGCCUUGUUUAUUCUUGUUCAAGCAUUAGUUUAUGUCAUUCUUACUCAAUCUUCAAACAUAUUCUCAAAGACUCCAAGAUCAUAUAGUUUCAAACCGGCUCGAUCCAUCAGUAUUCGUCGAUUGGCUGCUGCGUUAGCCGAUAUACCGGCAGCAAGUGAGUCGCCUUCUUCGGCUCGGGGCUUCCUUAGGUCGUUCAGCCGCAAAGAUUCAUUCUUCUUUGGUGAUAAUUCGUCGUCUCCACCUUCCGGAAGCUUCUUAAGGUCGUUGAGCAGGUCGUUUAGCCGGAAAGAGUCCCCCAAGAAUGAUCAUUCGUCUUAGGCUUGUAUCGCUUCUUUUCUUUUGUAUAUUUAUCCAAACGGAAUGACUCUUUUAGUUACGGUGUGAUUCGACUUGAAUAUAUUGCUCUAAAUGGAAUGAUUCUUAGAUCGUCCUAAAAAUUUUUGCAAGACUCAAUAUUUGGGUUAUAGAACUUCAUUUUUUUUUUUUUUUUCUUUUAAUGAAUAAUGGUUGUAUAGAUUGGUGAAAAUUUCAAUGUUAAUUUGAUUGCUAUAUAUGAGUUGUAUUAUUGUGAA
This is a messenger RNA of Olea europaea var. sylvestris, 730 nucleotides long. RefSeq lists its product as uncharacterized. Lineage: Eukaryota; Viridiplantae; Streptophyta; Magnoliopsida; Lamiales; Oleaceae. The record is from RefSeq and is a predicted model, not a curated record. The coding region runs from base 117 to 476 and encodes 119 amino acids. The transcript has a single exon.